Molecule: messenger RNA, 534 nt
Organism: Camelina sativa (false flax)
Lineage: Eukaryota; Viridiplantae; Streptophyta; Magnoliopsida; Brassicales; Brassicaceae
Source: RefSeq, a predicted model, not a curated record
AUGUAUCGUGACCUUAAACGGUAUUAUCACUGGGUCGGGAUGAAGAAGGAUGUCGCUAGUUGGGUCUCGAGGUGUGAUACUUGCCAGCUUGUGAAGGCUGAGCAUCAGGUGCCGGGACGCCUGUUGCAGAUUUUACCCAUUCCAAAGUGGAAGUGGGAUAUGAUUACUAUGGAUUUUGUAGUUGGGUUGCCUGUGUCGCAGACUAUGGAUGCUAUCUGGGUGAUUGUGGAUCGUCUGACCAAAUGGGCAGUCAGAGAGGACGAUUCAGACCCUGGAGGACUUGAUGAGAAUGUGUGUGCUAGAUUGGGGUGGUCAUUGGGCCGAUCACAUGAACCUGGUAGAGUUUGCUUACAACAACAGCUAUCAAGCGAGUAUUGGAUUGUGGAGCGGGUGGGACCGGUUGCGUACAGGUUGGAGUUACCUGAGGUUAUGCAUGCGUUUCACAAUGUCUUCCACGUGUCAAUGCUGAGGAAGUUUCUUCACAAGGAUGACAAGGUGUGGGCUAAGAUUCCUACGGAUCUUCAGCCAACAUGA